CACCGGGUGACGCCGUGACGGGCAUGGCGGGCGCCUCGGUGAAGGUGGCGGUCAGAGUCCGGCCCUUCAGCGCCCGCGAGAGCAGCCGCCAGGCCAAGUGCGUCAUCCAGAUGCGAGGAAACACCACGUGCAUCACCAACCCCAAGCUCCCUAAAGACGGCACCAAACACUUCACCUUCGACUACUCCUACUGGUCCCACACCUCGGAGGAGGACCCCAACUUCGCCUCACAGCGCCGGGUGUACCAAGACAUCGGGGAGGAGAUGCUGGCACACGCCUUCGAGGGCUACAACGUUUGCAUCCUGGCCUACGGCCAGACCGGCGCCGGCAAGUCCUACACCAUGAUGGGGCGGCAGGAACCUGGGCAGCGCGGCAUCAUCCCGCAGCUCUGCGAGGAUCUGUUCACCCGCGUCGCACGGGAGGGGUCCCCCGAGCUCUCCUUCUCCGUGGAGGUGAGCUACCUGGAGAUCUACUGUGAGCGUGUGCGGGACCUGCUGAACCCCAAGAGCCGGGGGGGGCUGCGGGUGCGGGAGCACCCCCUGCUCGGGCCCUACGUGCAGGACCUGUCCCGCCUCGCCGUCGCCUCCUUCGCCGACAUCGCCGACCUCAUGGACAGCGGCAACAAGGCCAGGACAGUGGCGGCCACGAACAUGAACGAGACGAGCAGCCGCUCGCACGCCGUGUUCACCAUCGUGUUCAGCCAGCGCCGCCGAGACCCGCUCAGCGACCUCACCACGGAGAAGGUGAGCCGCAUCAGCCUGGUGGACCUGGCGGGCAGCGAACGCGCCGAUGCCUCGGGGGCCAAGGGCAUCCGCCUCAAGGAAGGUGCCAACAUCAACAAGUCUCUGACCACUCUGGGCAAGGUCAUCUCCGCCCUGGCCGAGGCCACCAGCAAGAAGAAGAAGCCAGAUUUCAUCCCGUACCGGGACUCGGUGCUGACGUGGCUGCUGAAGGAGAACCUGGGUGGGUUUGGGGUUUGGGGGCAGAGGGGAUUUAGGGGACAGUGUAGAAGGACUUGGGGGCAGAGCUGUGGUGCGGGGGGGGCAUUUGGGGUUUGGGGGGGUGGUGCAGGAGGUAACAGCCAGCCCUGCCGACCCCCAGGUCUGCCUGACACCGCCCCCCCAGCCCCCCCCACCGGGACUGACCCCACCCUCAACGGGGGGCCGGAGCCGGAGCCCCCCCUGGGCGCCGCCGAGGCCAUGGAGCGGCUGCAGGAGACGGAGAAGAUCAUCGCGGAGCUGAACGAGACGUGGGAGGAGAAGCUGCGGCGGACGGAGGCCCUGAGGCUGGAGCGGGAAGCACUGCUGGCUGAGAUGGGGGUGGCUCUGCGGGAGGACGGCGGCACCGUUGGCGUCUUCUCCCCUAAAAAGACCCCCCACUUGGUGAACCUCAACGAGGACCCGCUGAUGUCCGAGUGCCUCCUCUACCACAUCAAGGAUGGUGUGACCAGGGUGGGCCAGGUGGACGUGGACAUCAAGCUGUCGGGGCCGUUCAUCCGGGAGCAGCACUGCCUGUUCCGCAGCUGCCCCGACCCCUCGGGGGAAGUUGUGGUGACGCUGGAGCCGUGUGAGGGGGCUGAGACCUACGUCAACGGGAAGCAGGUGACGGAGCCGGUGGUGCUCAAGUCGGGCUACCGCCUCAUUUUGGGGAAGAACCACGUGUUCCGCUUCACGCACCCGGAGCAGGCGCGGCGGGAGCGGGAACGGGGGGCUCCCCCCGGGCCCCCCCUGGACUGGAACCUGGCGCAGCGGGAGCUGCUGGAGCAGCAGGGCAUCGACAUGCGCCUCCAGAGGCUCCAGGAGCUGGAGAACCAACCCCAGGCAGAGAAGGAGACAGUGGAGCAGCCACAGCCCCCCACGACGGACCCCCGGUGCUACGAGGCCGGCUGGCGCCUGAUCUCGUCCCUGCGCGCGGCGCUGCCGGCGCCCGCCGUGCGCUCGGUGCUGCGCCGGGCCGGGCUCCCGCUGACGGCGCCGGGCAAGCGCCGGGAGCCACUUCGCGUGUACCAGAUCCCGCAGCGGCGCCGCGGGGGCUCCUCGGCCCCGACCCCAACCCCGGCCUCGCCCUCGUCCUCAUCGUCGCCUCAGCCCUCGUGGGUGACCAUGGCCGACCUGAAGGCGCAGGCGGUGCGGGAGCUGAGCCUCGAGGUGGCCCUGCGGGAGCCGCGGCCGGCGCGGCGCGAGCUGGAGGCGCUGAGCCUGGCGCGCCUGCGCGAGCUGUGCCGGCGCCACGGCAAGCGCGAGCCCACCGAGCGCGACGGCUGGCGCGCCGUGGCCAGGGACGUGUGGGACGCCGUGGGCGGCGGCGGCGGCGAGGACGAGGAGGGCGGCGGCGGCACCUGCGAGCAGGUGAGCGAGGUGGAGGGGCUGCGGCUGCACCUGGACAGGCUGGCGGGGAUCCUGCGCGAGGUGAAGCGGCAGAACAGCGCCAAGGACGAGCAGAUCCGCGCCCUGCGCGACCGCGUGGGGCAGAUGGAGCGAGUCAUCCCGCUGCCGCUGGAUGAUGAUGCCGAGGCCGAGCCCCCCGCCCACGAGCCCCCCCAGGACGCCCACCCGGACCCCCCCCAGCCCAGCACAGACCGGGGGUCGCCCCCCCCCUCGCCCCCGUCGGCGGCGGCGGCGCGGCUGUGCCGGCUCAUGGAGCAGGACCCGGCGUUCCGGCGGGGGCGGCUGCGCUGGCUGCGCCAGGAGCAGGCCCGGCUCAUGGCCGGGGGGGGCCCGCAGCCCCCCGCCAGCCCCCGCCGCCCCCCCCGCUUCAACGCGGCCCCCCAGGACUCCAAACUGCGCUUCCCCUUCAAGAGCAACCCCCAGCACCGCGUGGCCUGGGGGGGAGGCGGAGGGGGGGCCGCCACCCCCCCAUCCGAGCACAGCCCCCCCCCGCCCCCCUCGGGGCGCCCCCGCCGGGGGUCCCUGGACGGGGGGGCCCCACCGCCCCCCGUGGGGACCCCCCCUCGUGUCCGCCGCCAGCGCUCGGCCCCCGACCUGAAGGCGCGGGGCCCCCCUGCUUAG
This is a messenger RNA of Lepidothrix coronata (blue-crowned manakin), 3008 nucleotides long. RefSeq names its product kinesin family member 1C (gene KIF1C). Gene Ontology annotation, biological process: vesicle-mediated transport; microtubule-based movement; cytoskeleton-dependent intracellular transport. The transcript has 20 exons. NCBI's taxonomy places the organism in Eukaryota, Metazoa, Chordata, Aves, Passeriformes, Pipridae. Gene Ontology annotation, cellular component: microtubule; kinesin complex; dendrite. Gene Ontology annotation, molecular function: ATP hydrolysis activity; ATP binding; microtubule binding. The coding region runs from base 24 to 3008 and encodes 994 amino acids. The record is from RefSeq and is a predicted model, not a curated record.